This is a messenger RNA of Chaetura pelagica (chimney swift), 396 nucleotides long. RefSeq names its product MARVEL domain containing 1 (gene MARVELD1). The transcript has a single exon. The annotation marks the transcript as partial. The record is from RefSeq and is a predicted model, not a curated record. Lineage: Eukaryota; Metazoa; Chordata; Aves; Apodiformes; Apodidae.
UCUUUCUUGUUUACGGUGGCGGCUCACAGGUACGAAGGGGCGGCCCACUUCGCCCUCUUCGCUGCUGUCCUGGUCUGGCUUCUCACCCUGGCCCUCUUCGGGCUGAGCCUUCUGGGACGCUGGGCACUAGUGCCCUGGCUGGGCUCCCGCUGGCUCCUCACCAACCUGGUGCACGACCUGGUGCUGGGCGUGGGGCUCUAUGCGGCUGCCACCGGCAUCAUGGGCUACAAGGCCAAGCAGAAAAGCUACUGCAACCUGCCAGGCUACAGCCAGCACUGCCUGUACGGUGCCUACCUGAGCGCCUCUGUCUGCGGGGGCAUCACUGCCUGCCUGUACCUCUUCUCCGGGCUCUACUGCCUGUCACGGCGCUGCCGGGACCAGCGUGACAUCAUCUGA